This is a messenger RNA of Medioppia subpectinata, 219 nucleotides long. Lineage: Eukaryota; Metazoa; Arthropoda; Arachnida; Sarcoptiformes; Oppiidae. The record is from the annotation of a GenBank genome assembly.
AUGCCGUGCUUCAAUUGGGGCGAUGUGGACUAUCCGAUCUACUCGGCACUGGACGGCCAACGUAUGGGCAAAAUAACAAUCCAGUGGUCGGGUUUGGGCCGCGAAUGGAUGACCGACGCCAACCAUUUCGGUAUCACAUUUCCGGCCGAACUGGACGUCCCGAUGAAGGCGGUGCUGAUGGGCGCCUGUUUUCUCAUUGUAAGUGCAUUAGGGUUGUAG